Messenger RNA from Rana temporaria (common frog), 977 nucleotides. RefSeq names its product small nuclear ribonucleoprotein polypeptides B and B1 (gene SNRPB). The transcript is spliced from 7 exons. The record is from RefSeq and is a predicted model, not a curated record. Gene Ontology annotation, cellular component: U2-type prespliceosome; U5 snRNP; catalytic step 2 spliceosome. The coding region runs from base 126 to 848 and encodes 240 amino acids. Lineage: Eukaryota; Metazoa; Chordata; Amphibia; Anura; Ranidae. Gene Ontology annotation, molecular function: RNA binding. Gene Ontology annotation, biological process: mRNA splicing, via spliceosome.
ACGCGUCGUUUCCGGUUUCACACAGCGCUUCCGGUAUAAAGAGCGCCUAAGGAGGGAGAGACUCCUGGUGCAAUUUUUUUCAUUCCCUGAAUCCGUCGCGUAUCCGCGGCAUCCGACCAGCAGCCAUGACGGUGGGGAAAAGCAGCAAGAUGCUGCAGCACAUUGACUUCAGAAUGCGUUGCAUUCUGCAAGAUGGUCGCAUCUUCAUUGGAACCUUCAAAGCAUUCGACAAGCAUAUGAAUCUUAUACUGUGUGAUUGUGAUGAGUUUAGAAAGAUCAAGCCCAAGAACUCUAAACAACCAGAACGGGAAGAGAAAAGGGUACUAGGGUUGGUUUUAUUACGUGGGGAGAACUUGGUAUCCAUGACAGUAGAAGGCCCACCUCCAAAAGAUACUGGCAUUGCUAGAGUACCAUUGGCAGGAGCGGCUGGAGGACCCGGAGUCGGAAGAGCAGCUGGUAGAGGUGUGCCAGCUGGUGCUCCUAUGCCACAAGCCCCUGCUGGCUUGGCAGGCCCCGUCAGAGGUGUGGGAGGACCAUCUCAGCAGGUGAUGACGCCUCAGAGCCGUGGCAAUGUUGCCGCUGCAGCAGCCGCCACAGCUAGUAUCGCUGGGGCCCCAACACAGUAUGCUGCUGGAGGACGUGGAGGUCCACCGCCACCAAUGGGUCGUGGAGCACCCCCACCAGGCAUGAUGGGCCCACCUCCAGGCAUGAGGCCACCCAUGGGUCCACCAAUGGGCAUGCCCCCAGGCAGAGGAGGACCAAUGGGAAUGCCACCACCUAAUAUGAGACCGCCACCACCUGGAAUGAGAGGUCCUCCACCGCCAGGCAUGAGGCCAACCAGGCCAUGAUCCAAGCUGCCUAAAGACUUCACUUGUACAUCUGGUGUUCCUCAUUUGCUCUUGUCAUGGGACUGUUGUAGUUAAAUGUUUUGUAACCUUUUUCUUUGUAAAUUUUUAAUAAAGUAAAAAAACUCACUC